UCUGGACCUCUGGUUAUUCUAUACCUAUAUGCAUGCACAUGGGUACAUCUGCAACUACAUGACGGGAUUACAUGCCCAAUCUGCCCCUCACGAAAUGUGUUGGGUGUUGCAUUUGGAGGGAGCUGACUGAUCAAAGUUUUGAGGAUUGAGAGAAAAACAUGGAGUUUGAGGAUUUCUUUUUUGGAUCCCCUCAUAUUGGACGGCAGCACCAUCGUGCAUUCUAGUUUUGGUUUUUAGGAUUUCCUAGACCUAGGGCUGUGCAUCAGGACCUCUUUUUUGGUCCGGUCUGGUCCGGAACUCGGAAAACCUGGUUCAUCUGCACAGAGGGCAUAUAUCUCAAUCUACUGCUUUUAGGUCCUCCAACUCCAUAAGUGGUUGCAGGGGCAGAUCUCUCUGCUUCUAUUUGCUGUUUGUAAACUUAAAUGACGUAUGAAGAAGUUCUGAAGGUCAUUUUUCCUUUGUUAGAGGGUGUGGACCUUGCUUCAUGUAUGGCAGUAUGUAAGCAGUGGAGAGACAUAGCCCGAAAUGAUUACUUUUGGAAAUGUCUAUAUGCCAAGAGAUGGCCUUCAAUCUGCAAACGGCCUAACCCACCAACUUUAACCUACUACAAACUAUAUCAAACCUUUUGUAGACGCCAGCAUAGUCGAACUCUUCUCCCCCCAAGGCUGUCCUUCAAUGAUUUGGAAUUUUUUAUUGACAUUUGGAACGAAGAUAGAUUAUUGUUUUCCGAUGUAGUCCCAGGUCCUGUUUUAGAAACUGGUAUCAAGAUCCUUCCCCGAGGAAUCUGUAACAUGCUUAGAUUUCAUCUGGAGGGUCCUGAGUACAAGAUGACACUUCCUGUUGAGCCAAGAUUCACAGUUCCUAUGAACCAGACUGUUAGUGUUUCGGUGCUUGUGGAGCGCAAGGAUUCCAAUAGGGUUGCUCGUAUCAUUGAUAAAUCCAUGUUUGAUUACAUAGAUCGGACAGCACAUAGGGCCAUGGCAUUUGACUACUUAGAGUUCUCUCCUUCCCACCCUUUCAUUUCAGGUAUCCGGGCAUGGAUUUCGUUGCUUUUCAUGGAAGAUGGAAAUGAAGGUGUUCUUGAUGUUUUUGGGAUUGAAAUGGAUUUCUGUGAUGCUGCGACUUCCAAGGAAGAGGUUCUCUGGUUAUUAGACAUGCUUGAUUGGAAGUGAAAAGGUUGGACUCUGUGGCCAAGAAAAAGUGGAGAGGAACUGAAUUGGAUUUGGAUGGAACAUGGACGUACUCAUCUUUAUUGGUUUUUUAAGGUGUUUUGUUUUUUUUUUUUGUUUUUGUUGGGAAAGGGGGUCUGUUGUUUAAGAAUAAUUGUAAAAACUCUCCCCCUCCAGCAAAUACUUCUCUUGCACGUUCACACUCUGUACAUAAUAUAUUCAUGGCCUCGUUAAAUACGAAUAAUUUCU
Messenger RNA from Juglans microcarpa x Juglans regia, 1418 nucleotides. Its product is annotated as F-box protein At5g39250. The transcript has 3 exons. NCBI's taxonomy places the organism in Eukaryota, Viridiplantae, Streptophyta, Magnoliopsida, Fagales, Juglandaceae. Gene Ontology annotation, molecular function: protein binding. Bases 423 to 1172 code for a protein of 249 amino acids. The record is from RefSeq and is a predicted model, not a curated record.